Messenger RNA from Durusdinium trenchii, 2007 nucleotides. The record is from the annotation of a GenBank genome assembly. NCBI's taxonomy places the organism in Eukaryota, Dinophyceae, Suessiales, Symbiodiniaceae.
AACCGCUGACCGGACCGGUUGAGGAGAGGCUCUUGUGCCGACCCGGGGAAAGAGCUGCGCGCCGCAGCGCCAUGGCGUCGUCCUCGUCCUCUCGCACCCGACUGUCCAAAGGAGAGCUGCUCUUGGCCGGCGCUGGUGCUGGAGUGAUCAGCAAGACCAUGACCGCGCCCUUGGACCGUAUUCGGAUGAUCUUCCAGGUGCACCGAAAGCGAAGCUUCACGUUGGAAGGCUUCCGGCAGCGCGGGAUGAACAUCGUGCGGGCCGAAGGAAUCUUCGGCCUGUGGCGGGGCAAUCUGGCGGUGAUUCUUCAGGUGAUGCCAUAUGCUGGCUUGCAAUUCAUGACUUUCGACCAGUAUCAGCAGCUUUUAGAACCUGCUUGCUCUUCCCCUUGCCUCGUGCGCUUUGUCUCCGGGGCCGCCGCGGGGGCCACGGCCACGUUGUUCACCUACCCCCUGGACCUGCUGAGAACUCAGAUGGCCAUCAGCAUGACGUCGCUCUGGGACCGGAUGCCGCACAGCUCGUACACCGCGGCGGCGGAAGAAAUCCUGCGGAGCGAAGGCAUUCCCGGCCUCUACCGGGGCCUGAUGCCCACCAUGCUGGGCAUUCUGCCUCAUGCAGGGACCAGCUUCUUGGUCUUUGAAACACUGAAGCCCUGGACUCGACGGGCGUUGGGCCUGUGGUCGGAGCGCGACCUGCCUAUUUGGGCGCGGCUGUGCUGUGGCGGUGUGGCAGGGCUGGUGGCCCAGGGCGCCAGCUAUCCACUCCACGUGGUCCGUAGAAGGAUGCAAGUCCAACGCUGCAUCAAAGGCCAAAACAAGUACCACUCGGUCUUGCAUGCACUGCUGACGAUCCUCCGAAAGGAGGGCUUCGUGAAAGGGCUCUACAAAGGGAGCUCGCUGACAUUAAUCAAAGGCCCCGUGAGUGCGGCCUGUGGCUUCACGGCCAAUGAUUUCCUGAAGUCCAUCUUGUUGGGCAGUGCCCAUUCACCCGAGCGCUGCCCUCCGCGUGGGUGGCCUGAUGGCUGCGAGGUGGUCCGCGACCCCAGCAAAGCUCUGAAGAAGCUGACCCCCAUCGACCAUUUGAUGACGGGCGGCGCGGCAGGAGCGGUGGCGAAGACGGUGAUCGCCCCGGCAGAUCGGGUGAAGAUCCUUUACCAAACCAACAACAACCGGCCCUUCUCCUGGCAUGGCGUCAGAAGAACGUUUUUCACCAUCUACACCAAUACCGGUGUGACGGGCCUCUGGCGUGGGCACUGUGCGACUUUGAUGCAGGUGAUUCCCAAGUCGGCGACCACGUACAUGACCUUUGAUCGGUACCGCCAUUGGAUCUCGAAGAGCACCACCCUGGACAAUGUGUCGAUCCGCUUCCUCGCGGGCGCGCUGGCGGGAGCGACGGCCACGAGCCUCACCUACCCGUUGGACAUGAUGCGAGCGCGCAUGGCUGCUCAUUGGGACAUGACGCCGCGCUAUCCCAACUAUUUUGCCGCUUUCGAACGCGUCCUGAAGGAUGAAGGGAUCUCUUCUUUCUACAAGGGCAUCCGACCGACCCUGAUGGGUAUCAUGCCAUACGCUGGAUUGAGCUUCAUGGCCUAUGAGACUCUUAAAGCUCACUUGGUGGCAGAUGAGGCCGACGUGACGGUGCAUCAGCGCUUGUUCUGUGGCGCUUGUGCAGGCAUUUUCGCCCAGUCCACCACCUAUCCCUUGGACAUCAUCCGGAGAAGGAUGCAGGUCCAUCCAGGGCUCUAUCGCAACGAGCUGCACGCGCUCCGCGCCAUCUAUCGCAGCGAAGGUCUCGUUGGAGGUCUCUUUAAAGGCGUCUCCAUGAACUGGAUCAAAGGCCCAGUCGCAGUUGGGGUCUCCUUCACAGUCAAUGAUAUUUUGAAGAAGCAGCUGAUGCAGCAGCACAACUUUUAAUGCAAGUCCCGUCCCCUUCCGUGCGUUUUCCCGGUCUUGCGCAGAUGAAGAUUGCGGGCCCACGCACGGCCACAUGCCCGCUUUCGAGGGGCCC